GUUACUUCGAACACAGCUGUUUGUUGUUGACAACUCUCAUAAUUUAUUUAUAAAAUUGUGGUGAACAUUAGACUUUGCUUAUCACUCACCCACAUAGUCCUGCAACGUUUUAUAUAGUUGAUCGAUAUUGUUUUAAAAGACUUUCCGCGGUGUCUUCUCAUUUAUUUCUAAGCAUUCCAUUUUAAAUACGUCGAAAUGUCUUUACGUCAGCUUGUUGAUGGGGAUUGUGGUGGCGUUAAUCCACUCAUGCAACUUGGAGGACAAUUUACAAGAGAUGCCUCACGCAAAGAUGAAGGCUUCGUGAAUUCUCAGUUUGAGCGUAACUUGAGACCAGAUGAACAUCUAGUAAAUGAGUUUCUAGGACAAGUGACGGCGCCACCACAAUCUUUCCAAAUGGAUGCACUACUACAAGAGAUGCGUCAAAUAGAACAAGCAAGCGUGAUGGCAGUCAAUCAAGCAACCCGUGGUAUGGAUAAUACAAGCAGUGUUACCAAACAGUGGGGAAAUGAAUUUGACAUGCAGCCGUUAAUGACAACAGCCGCACAAAUGGUACACAUGCAGCCACAAAAGCAACAAUUAGUGCAUGUGCGAGAAUUUUUCGAUGAAGAUGGACCUGGUGUAUCUGGUUCGUUUUUAGGUCAUACGCCUGCAGCGCCAUUUGUCCCACUACAAACAUUGCCAGCACCAUACCUAGCCAUAUGUCCACCAUAUGUACCCAGUACGGAGAGGUUUUUUGAAGAAGCCAAGUCACUUACUAAAGAGGAGACAGAGAAAUUAUUACCGCAAACGUCCACUAAGGAGUAUGUUGAAGAUUGGAUCAACGAUUAUGCGGCCAGUGCAAAACAACGUCAAGAAUCUACUAGCAGUUAUAAUGAGACUUUCUGGCAGCGUCUGCAGGAUGAAUGGCAAAAGUUAUCCGAAGAAUCAGAACAUCCAUGGUUAUCUGAAUAUGGUGAAAAUUACGAUCCAUAUAAAGAGUAUGCCUAUGCAGAAGAAAACCCAUUGGCUGAAGUGGAAAAUGCAUUGACGAAAGGUAAAGAAUAUAUGCAAAAUGGCGAUAUACCUAGUGCAGUUCUUUGUUUCGAAGUGGCUAUCAAAAAGGAGCCAGAAAACGCCGAAGCAUGGGAAUUGUUAGGCAUGGCACAGGCGGAGAAUGAAAAUGACCCACAAAGUAUAGCGGCGCUAAAGCGUUCUCUGGCGCUACGCCCAGAUAACAACCGUGUGCUGAUGGCGCUUGCUGUUUGCUACACCAACGAAAGUCUACAGAGUCAUGCGUUACGCAUGCUAGUCAACUGGAUGGAAGUAAAUCCAAAAUACAAACAUCUAUUGCAACAGCAUCCAGAAUUACAAGCUGAUGGUGGUGCCAUGGCUUCUUCAUUAAUCGUUGGUAGCAAACUGCAAGCCGUACAAAAUCUCUUUCUCGAUGCUGUACGUUUGAAUCCACAAGAAGUCGACGCCGACGUGCAAGAAGCCUUAGGUGUGCUCUACAAUCUAUCCUCCGAGUACGACAAAGCAGUCGACUGUUUUCGUGCCGCACUACAUGUUAAUCCCCAAAAUGCAAAAGUAUGGAAUCGUCUGGGCGCUAGUUUAGCCAAUGGCUCGCGUUCUGUAGAAGCAGUUGAGGCCUAUCAGCAUGCAUUGCAGCUAGAACCGGGCUUCAUACGUGUACGUUAUAAUGUUGGCGUGUGUUGCAUGAACUUGAAGGCAUACAAACAAGCCGUUGAACAUCUGCUAACGGCUUUAAAUAUGCAAGCAAAUACGAUGGCUGCACGUGAUUUACCUGACGACGCAGGCGCUAUUGGCGGUGGUCAAGCGCAAAUGUCCGACUCCAUUUGGAGUACAUUGAAAAUGGUAAUUUCCUUAAUGGGCCGUAGUGAUUUACAUGGCGCUGUAAAUGCACGUGAUCUCAAAGUGUUGAAUGAGACGUUCAUGGACGCAGCCUAAUUGCGUAUAGUUUUAUUUUAUAAGUGUAAAGCAUACUAUUACGUUUAAUAAUUUGAAUAUUAAUGGUGUUGGCUUGCUUCUGCAAAUCAUAUACAAUGCUACUUUUUAAUAAAUAUUAAUCAAAUAAGCUAAUAUGCAGACGUUUUCUUGCAAGUUAGGCAAAAUACCUUAAAAUACUGCUGUUGUGUAUUUAUGCAAUAUUGGCAGCAUUCGAAUACUCAGAACAGAGAAUGUAAAAUAUGUGCACUGUGAACUUUCUCUAUAAUCUACAUUCUCUGCUAUAAUUUUGUAUUUCCUACAAAUAUUUUUGAUUAAACUAUUAAUUUAAUAACAUUUUCCAGCCUUCAUAUUUACUACUGGCUAGCGGCACAAUAUUUGAUUUUUGUUUGACACUUGUCUUUCCUGUUUGGUUUUUGGUGCAAACAGUUUAUCGCAGGGAAAUUCAUAUUUUGCUUUAAAAACAUUUAUUUUACGUUGUUUAUGUUCAUAUUUCGUACACUUUUUAUAACACAUAUGUACAUAUGCGCACAUAAUAUAACAGUACUGCUUAUAACACGUCAUAACGCAAUUAUACAGUUGAAUUUACAAUUUUACUACAGUUUAUUUGUAUUAACUUAAAUUUUGGAAAUGUUGAGUACACUGAGGCAUCUUGUAUAGCAGUUCCGUUUACUUUUUGAUUAUAUUUCGGCCGUGGCUCGCAGCCAUAUCGCACAAAUGUAACGAUAACUUAAGCAUUUCAUUUGCUGGCUAAAAGUUUCCUGAUGAUUAUAACGAAGAGUAGUCCAGUAGUGAAAGCGCCAACUGCACAGCAUAUAUGUCUAUUUUGAGUUGAAUGGUAAACAAUGUUAAAGGUUAUGGCUGAUUUUAUAAUAAAGUAACAUUUUGCACAACACGAA
Molecule: messenger RNA, 2840 nt
Organism: Bactrocera oleae (olive fruit fly)
Lineage: Eukaryota; Metazoa; Arthropoda; Insecta; Diptera; Tephritidae
Gene: Pex5
Product: peroxin 5
Biological process (GO): protein import into peroxisome matrix, docking
Cellular component (GO): cytosol; peroxisomal membrane
Molecular function (GO): protein binding
Source: RefSeq, a predicted model, not a curated record